AUGCGCGUGUAAGAGGAAAAGGGUGGCGAUCCCAGAUAAAAAUUAAGUAGAUGUUUCCUGUUUCUCGUUUCAUUUUCUUUCUGUUUGAAGAACCCUGGGGCCUCCCAGGGAGUAGCUCUCCACCUCUGGGAGGGUCUGUGUAUGUUUCCUCCUCCUGGAUUGGCUCCUGAGGCCUUUUAAGUGAGGGCUUUGUUCUGUGAAAAGCGCAGGUCAGUAGAGCUACAUGCUGCUACUGUUUGGGAAAAGGGGAAAAAAAAAAAAAAAAAAAGCUGAGUAAUGCUGGAGUCUUCUCUCGUGGCUGAUGCAAACCUGGAGAAUUUGCAUCAUCAUUUAGCCGGAGUAAGUUGGUGUGUCGGGAACUUAAAGCCCAGCGCGUGAGGAAGCCGAGCUAGUUUCUAAUGAUAGGGCUGGAGCAGCCGCGCUUGGAGCUGCGGCAGCAGCAACCUUAGGGACGGAAACUAGGGUUCGGACAGCCACGGAAGGCACAGGUGUUCUGGAAAAGUCAUUAGCGAGAGUAACACACGCCUUUGGGGUCCCUACCUGGGAGCCCCAGAGCAGCGUUAAAGGCACCAGAAAAAGAAACAAUCCGAACUCAGGGAUCAGGGAGACUAGACCUUAGUUUGAAAGUUUUUCUCCUCCUCCCUUUUACUUCUUUCCCCACCUCCAUAUCCACCUCGUCCCAUCCUCCUCCUCUUCUUCCUUUUUUUUCUCCUUUUUUUUUUUUUUUUUGCACUUUUUGCUUUUUUCUUUCUGCUCUCCCACUAUGGUCAGGAAGCCCGUGAUGCCCGCCAUCUCCAAUGGAGGCUAUCUCCAGGGGGAUGCUCGUGGCCACUUGGACUCCAUGGGCAGCAAAGAGGCCCUGGAGCAGGAAAAGAUGGUGCUGAAGAAAAAGAUCACGCUGCUAAGGGGCAUCUCCAUCAUUAUUGGGACCAUCAUCGGGGCUGGCAUCUUCAUCUCCCCCAAAGGAGUUCUCCAAAACACGGGCACAGUGGGCAUGUCUCUGGUCGUCUGGUCGGUCUGUGGACUCCUCUCUCUAUUUGGGGCUUUGUCUUAUGCUGAAUUGGGGACAUGUAUAAAGAAAUCUGGUGGACACUACACUUACAUCUUGGAAGUCUUUGGCCCAUUACCAGCUUUUGUCCGAGUCUGGGUGGAACUACUCAUAAUACGCCCUGCUGCCACUGCUGUGAUAUCCUUGGCAUUUGGACGCUAUAUCCUGGAACCAUUUUUUAUUCAGUGUGAAAUCCCAGAACUUGCAAUCAAGCUAAUUACGGCCGUGGGCAUCACGGUGGUCAUGGUUCUCAAUAGCAUGAGUGUCAGCUGGAGUGCCCGGAUCCAGAUUUUUUUAACCUUUUGUAAGCUUACAGCAAUUCUGAUAAUUAUAGUCCCUGGAGUUAUGCAACUAAUUAAAGGUGAAACCCAGCACUUUAAAGAUGCCUUUUCUGGAAAUGAUGCCAGUAUUAUGAGAUUACCAUUGGCUUUUUAUUAUGGAAUGUAUGCAUAUGCUGGUUGGUUUUAUCUCAACUUUGUUACUGAAGAAGUAGAAAAUCCUGAGAAAAAUGUUCCUCUUGCAAUAUGCAUAUCAAUGAUCAUAGUCACUGUUGGCUAUGUCCUAACAAAUGUGGCUUACUUCACUACCAUCAGUGCUGAAGAGUUACUGCUCUCCAAUGCCGUGGCAGUGACCUUUGCAGAAAGGCUUUUGGGAAAAUUCUCAUUAGCCGUUCCAGUUUUUGUUGCCCUUUCCUGUUUUGGCUCCAUGAAUGGGGGUGUUUUUGCUGUCUCCAGGUUGUUUUAUGUUGCUUCCCGUGAGGGUCACCUUCCAGAAAUCCUCUCCAUGAUUCAUGUCCGCAAGCACACUCCUCUGCCAGCUGUCAUCGUUUUGUACCCUUUGACGAUGAUAAUGCUUUUCUUCGGUGAUCUUUAUAGUCUUUUGAACUUCCUCAGUUUUGCCAGGUGGCUUUUUAUUGGGCUAGCAGUUGCGGGACUGAUUUAUCUCCGAUACAAACGGCCAGAUAUGCAUCGUCCUUUCAAGGUGCCGCUGUUUAUCCCAGCUCUCUUUUCCUUCACAUGCCUUUUCAUGGUGGCCUUGUCCCUUUAUUCUGAUCCUCUCAGUACCGGGAUAGGUUUUGGGAUCACGCUGACUGGUGUCCCGGCAUACUAUUUCUUCAUUGUCUGGGACAAGAAGCCAAAGUGGUUCCAGAGAAUAUCAGAUAGAAUAACCAGAACCCUGCAAAUAUUGCUGGAAGUUGUACCCACAGAAGAUGGCCAUAAUAAGUCAUGAUCAAUUGAAUUCCAAAGAAGGCGCCAUAUGUUGAUGUUCUACACUUACCUGUUUCUAUCUGAGGCGAAAUGAAAAUGAGAAACUGCUUCUUGAGAUUCCAGAGGAUUACAAGACUGGGUUACGGCUUAGAUCUCAAAGGAAACAAGUAUUUCCAAGCAGUAGUUUUCUUAUGUGUUCAAACCUGUGUUCAAGAAGUUUAGGUGUACCUUCAAGUACACGUCUAGAGAGCCAUUCACACUGUCCUUUUUAGGGGCAGACACCUUUUGUGGGCAGGGGAAGGAGAGAUAAUGACAAACCACUCUUAUAAUCUUUCUCCGUGACAUUGCCUAACUGAAUCCUAGGGUCUUCAAAUUGAAGGCCAUGGGACAUUUUCUGUAUUACACGUGUUAUUUUUUUUUUUUUUCUGUUGUUGUUUUGUUUUUUGGUUUUAAUGGUUUUACAUGUUCUAGGUAGAUAAACUGUGAAAAGUGUUCUCUGCUCUUUGGACUUGUCACUCAACUUGAUUGUGAUGUGAGAUUGGGUGACAGGAGUCCAUCUUAACUUUAAAUCUUCAACCCAUAACUCUUCCUUCUUGUUUCAUUUGCACUGUACUAGUCCUCCAAAUAGUCACACUGGCUUAGGUAUCACUAUUCCUUUUUUAACAAACUGAAAAGGGAUGCAACUCUUUUUUUUUUUUUUUUUUUUUUUUGAGUGCAUUAAAAGAGAGGCGCUUUGGGGCUUUUUUUUUUUAUCAGUUUUAUUCAGCAAAUGUGCUGACCUGAAAACAUGAUUUGUUUAUUUAUUGUGAAGAUUUUUAAUCAUAGGGCCAUGUAAGAAAUUAGGCAAAGUCCUUUUGUUCCUUGUGAGGAGGAUGAAACGGAAAGGACCCAGGUCUUCACCCUUUUCCAAAUCAGUCCAUUUUAAAUUCUCCCAAUAAACAACACUUUUAGCACUAGAUGUUUUUAGGCCCUAUCUCACCUGGAAAAAAAAUAACUUCCUGUUGAAUAUAUAAGAAAAUAUAUUUUUUUUGAAUCUUCAAAGAACCAACAUCAACAUUUAAAAUGUUUCACCCAGGUGGGGAAAUUGCCCAACCACAUCCUUGCACUCAUAUCUGUAUUGUAUGCACUGUUUCUUUUUUAAAAGGAGGAGAUUUUUGUAUUUGAAUACUUUUACAGAGUGAUAAAUUUAAAGUGUUCCUGUAUUUUAUACAUAAUUUUAUUAAAAAAGAAAACCAAAAACAGUUGAAUAAGAUUUUGGUGUAUUAUACUGAAUGAACAUUCAACUGGGAUUUAGAUGAUUUUAAUUUUAGGGCUGUCUCCCACAACUGAGGGUAGGUGACUUUGACUAUACAACUUUAUCACAAUAGUCCUCAGUUGCUUCAUAUCUAAAAUUCAGAUUUAUGGCUGAACUUUUGUAUCUUGUGAAACAGAAGAUGGAGGCGAGGGAUAGAGUAGAAGGAAUUCACUUGGGGAUUAGCUACCAGGGACAAAAAGCGCACCUUAUGAUGGGACUUUGGUACCAUCUGAUUAUUUAAAUGUUGUUGAUGUGGGAUAAAGUUCAGGUUUUCCUGGUCUAAUUAAGGUCCUGGUAAAAUAGAAGAGAUGAAUUGUUAACAUCUCCAAGUUUAUGUUCUAUGAUUCUACAAACUGUUCAAAUUGUUUGAGUAAAAAUGUCUAUUUACAUGAAAGACUGAGGGGUAGGUGUGUGGAAUAUUGUUACUAAAAAUUGGAUGUGGAAUUGUUACUAAAGAUUGACAUUUUGUUCAAGAAUUGUCAGUAAUUUCAAUGUAGAGAUUAAUUUCAGAGGGAAAAUAUAUAUUUUUAAAUGAAUGAGAGAAAAGUGUGUAUAUGUGUGUAUGUGUAAGUGUGUGUGUACAUGCACUGUACUAUAGGAGAAAAAGGAAAGAAGGAAAAGAAUCAAAGUAGUGUUGAAGUUCAGAAACUCUAAUGUUAUACAAGUCUAAUUAACGUUCUAACAGUGAGCAGAUUCCUGUCCUCUAUCUAGAUGGUUUUCAUGAUGUUAAUAAUAAUAGCUAGAAUAAUAGCUAUAACGGCUAUCAUUAUGAUCCUUUACAAAUCUCAUCUCACUUGAUUUUCACCAUAACCCUGUGAGGUGGGUGCUGUUAUUAUCCUCCCUUAUUGUUGAGGAAACUGAAAAAGACAGGUUUUUUGUUUUGUUCUUUUGAGUAGGGAAUUUAAUACAUCUUUUUGUCUUAGUGACUUUGGUUCAACAAAUAUUUGGUAAAUGACUUGUUUAGGGUUUCACAGCAAGUAAAUAUCUGAGGACAGAUUAGAACUCAGGUAUCUCUAACUCCAAACCCAGAGCUCUAUGGACUGCUUUACCUAACUGACCUCCCCAUUUUACAGAUAUGAAAACUGAGUUCUAGGGAGAGGAAGUGUCCAAGGUGACCUAAGCAUAAGAUGAGAAAUUUGGACUAAGGUAACUUUUGAGGUGUCCUCCAAUUCUUUGUUUCUACUUUGGCCAACUCUGCUUCUUCUUUGCUUCCCCUUGUUAAUAUUCUUGUACCAUAUUGACCAAAGCCAGAUUAAUCUUAGUAUUUCCUGUAGAAAUUAAUAUCUUAUUACCAGCGACUUUGUAACAGGAUAAAACCACUAUUGAAUAUACUUUUUAAAAUUAAUUUCUUUUGAGACUUUUGGGGUUAAGUGACUUGCCCAAGGUCACAUAGCUAGGAAGUGUUAAAUGUCCAAGGUCACAUUUGAACUCGGGUCCUCCUGACUUCAGGGCUGGUGCUCUAUUCACUAUACCAACUAGCUGCCCCAUAUACUUUAUUUUUAAAAAUGAAUAUCCGAAUGCUAUUAUGACAUCAUUUUAUUAGUAAAAUCAUCAUAUAUUUCACAUUUUAAAAAAUGGAUAUGUUAGAAUGUUAUUAUGACAAGAUUUUACUGGUAAAUGCCCUAUUAAAUAUAUUUUGCAUUUUUGAAAAAUGCUAUGCUGCAAUGCUAUUAUGAUGAAAUUUUAUUGGUAAAACCAAUAUUAAAUAUAUUUUACAUUUAAAAAUGAAUAUACUGAUUGCUAUUGUGAAAUAAUUUUAUCCAGACUAAACAUUUUAGUUCAGUUGACAGUUUUUAAGAGUUAUGGAAACUAGUCAAAUUUUCUGUGGGGAAAAUGUGUAAUUGAAAGAUUUAUUUUGAUAAUUAUUCAAUUUUUGUUGUAGGUGGUUUUGAUAUCAUAUCUUUCUAAUUGAAGAAAUACAUAUUUUUAUUUGUAGGUUAUUUUAUAUUGCGCAAUUUUUUUGAUUGAUCCAUUUUGUUUUUCUAAAUAGCAAAGUAUUUAAUUGGGACAAAACUACAAUUAAAUAAUGAAACUGGAAAAAUAAACUGCUUCUCCCUUUCUUGAUUCCAUCUAAUGAAGGCUUGCAAUCUCAGAGAUCCUCCUGCUAGUGUGGAAGGAAGGAAGAAAAGUUGUGGUCCUAAGUAACAAAGGGUUACAUUGUGACUAGAACCCUCUUUUAGCUCUGCCCCUGACAAAUAGUCGGGCCAUCUGACUGUAAUUUUGCAAGCACAACUCUAUAAAUAUAUAUCUACAUAGUAGCAAUUUAGA
Molecule: messenger RNA, 5818 nt
Organism: Antechinus flavipes (yellow-footed antechinus)
Lineage: Eukaryota; Metazoa; Chordata; Mammalia; Dasyuromorphia; Dasyuridae
Gene: SLC7A11
Product: solute carrier family 7 member 11
Exons: 12
Coding region: 764-2278 (504 amino acids)
Biological process (GO): amino acid transmembrane transport
Cellular component (GO): membrane
Molecular function (GO): L-amino acid transmembrane transporter activity
Source: RefSeq, a predicted model, not a curated record